AUGGCUGCAACAGCGAGCGCCAUCUACAAACGAGUUGCAGAACUCCCCGUUUUCACAUCCGCGUCGUUCAUCUCACGAACCCAGAUUUCGAUUGAAAGCAGCAUACGAGAUCAUGUCAACAAUACGAAACGAAUCUUUCUACAAGAAGCUCUCGUAAAUCUACCGACAAAUGACAACCCACAAGGCAAAGCCUGGCUAUCUACUCCACUCGAACGCGGAGAAUCUGUCAUUGCGAGGGUCAUAUCAUCCUCCGGAAGGCGCAUUGCGCUUCUCAAAGAGACUGCUGGUCCACCAAAGAAACGAUAUGUGGAGGUUUGGAACGGCGAUGAGCCAGAGCUCAUACUCGAGACAACUUCGCGCCAUGGGAGCUUUUACGGAGAUGCCACGUUCUCCAGCCUGUGUUUCUCACAGGACGAGAAGUCGCUCCUAUAUACAGCCGAAGCCAAUACAAAGGAAGAAGAUCCGAAGGAUCCAUUCAAGAAGUUUGCCUAUGAUCAGUCCUACGGCGAGACUUUCAUCGGACGUCGUUCGCCUACACUAUUCUGGCUGCGAUGGGCAGUCACGCAUACACUCAAACCAGCAUAUGAACUCCGUAAAGUAACUGCCAACAUCUCUGGUAUCCCAAACAAUCUGGCUUCGCACAAGUUGGAGGAACCCCCGAUUUUCUCUCUCGGACAAGGAACGUUCGCCUCACGAGACGGAUUGGAUGUUUUAGCCACGGCUUAUCUGCGUAGUGAUGGUGAUAGGAAGCUCGGAAUUGUAUAUUGCGCCAACCGACCGUCCGUCAUUAUCAAGUUCAGUCUUCCCAAACUACCGGAACCAAGCUUGGAGGAGGUAAGCAAGGAGGAAAAGGGUCAGAAUGCAGAAAAGAAGCAGAAACAGGAGGUAGAAGUAGAUGCGGGCGUCAUCUCAACAGCGGAUCCAUCGCGCUCGCCCCGCGUUUGGUUCCCACCAGAAGAUGAGCCUUCCAGCGCAGAAUUUGGGAACCCUGUUGCUAUCUGGCUUAGUAGUGCCAAGGAGCCACAUGGAUCAUGUGGACGAUUACACCUUGCAGAGCUCACAAAAGGCAAGGUUCAUCUCCUUGAUGUACUUACAUCCCGGAUCCUCGUUGAUACGGUCUGGGAGUCUUCCAAACCCGUAGACAACGGGGGCUUUCCGGGACUCUACGUCAAUCAACUUCCGUCGAAUCCAGUUGUCACCAUUUCCGACAAGCCACACGCUAUAUGCGUAUCGAAUUGGGGUUGUUAUCAAGUCGUUGUUGCAGUCCCUUUACGAGGUGACACCGGAGCGCACGACGUCAUUCGUGUGCCAUGCCCGCCUGGGAUGGGCUCUGUAAGCUUCGCCAACAGCGAUGGAAAGUGUGCGAUAGUUGUCUCGGCAACGCAUCCAACGGCACCAAACGAGAUCUUCGUCGCGAACGAUAUUUCGGACGUCUCCUCGAUUGAAUGGUUACAAGUGACAAAAACUGGGGAUAGAGUUAAAGACCUGACCGAGCACCUCGCUGCAGGGGUCAUCGACAUUAAAGAUCGAUACCCCGUUCAAACGAUUCACUUGACAUCAAAAAGGUCCAAAGAUGCGCCAUUAAUCACUAUGCCGCAUGGUGGACCACAUAGCGUGACACCAUUUAUGUUCUCUGUCGAACUUGCCGCGCUCGCAAACUGCGGAUACUCAAUCUCAUGUCCAAACUAUACCGGUUCCCUUGGAUACGGCCAGAAAUGGGUAGAAGCGCUACUCGGAAAGAUCGGUCGUCUUGACAUAGACGACGUAAUGGCAAGUAUUGAUACGCUGGUCGACUCUGGGAUGGCGAAAAAGAGUCGGAACAAGCAACUCUAUAUGGGCGGGAGUCAUGGAGGGUUCAUUGGAGCUCACGUGAUUGCGCAAUUUCCUACACAUUUCUCUGCGUGCGUACUACGAAAUCCAGUGAUCAAUGUCGGGAGUAUGGUCAGCACGACGGAUAUUCCGGACUGGACGACAGUCGAGUGCGGCGUUCCUUACGACCCGUCAUCCGUCCUGACACCUGCAUCCUACUCCGACCUCUAUGGCAUGUCUCCAAUCCAAUACGUUGACAAGGUAGAAACGCCAGUCCUCUUGAGAAUUGGAGAUGUAGAUCAACGCGUCCCUCCAAGUCAAGGCAAAGAGUAUUAUCAUUUGUUGAAAGCGAGGGGAAUGGGUGAACGCGUGCAGAUGCUGUGGUUCCCGGAGAACGGACACCCGUUGGAUAAAGUCGAGGCGGAGAGGGUCGGUUGGGAUGCGCAGCUUGCUUGGUUCCAAAAGUAUGGUAGUAAUACCUCUUUCUCUGGCUGA
Serendipita indica DSM 11827 is the source of this 2304-nucleotide messenger RNA. Lineage: Eukaryota; Fungi; Basidiomycota; Agaricomycetes; Sebacinales; Serendipitaceae. The record is from the annotation of a GenBank genome assembly.